AUGUUCAAUCAAGAGAAACUCAUGCAUUACCAAGUAGAACAACCAUCAUGGAGCUACUACAUGACAAGAGUAAGAACUAGAACAACGGAAGAAGAUCAAAUGGAGAGAAUCAUGAGAUUAGCUACACAAAGUGCUGUUGUGAUAUUCAGCAUUAGUAGUACUAGUUGUAUGUGUCAUGCAAUGAAGAGUUUGUUUAGUGGAAUGGGAGUGAAUGCAAUGGUUCAUGAACUUGAUCAAGAUACAAAACCAUUCAUGAGGUUACUUGGAAAUUCAACAUCACUGCCUGUUGUUUUCAUUGGUGGGAAACUAGUUGGUUCAAUGGAUACAGUUUUGGCUUUUCAUAUCAAUGGUUCUCUUGUUCCUCUUCUCAAACAUGCUGGUGCUUUAUGGCUUUAA
Molecule: messenger RNA, 396 nt
Organism: Vicia faba (fava bean)
Lineage: Eukaryota; Viridiplantae; Streptophyta; Magnoliopsida; Fabales; Fabaceae
Source: the annotation of a GenBank genome assembly